Molecule: messenger RNA, 3388 nt
Organism: Westerdykella ornata
Lineage: Eukaryota; Fungi; Ascomycota; Dothideomycetes; Pleosporales; Sporormiaceae
Product: DNase I-like protein
Exons: 1
Coding region: 132-3017 (961 amino acids)
Biological process (GO): phosphatidylinositol dephosphorylation
Molecular function (GO): phosphatidylinositol-4,5-bisphosphate 5-phosphatase activity
Source: RefSeq, a predicted model, not a curated record
CUUCGCCAAAGACUUGCUGUUUAACCAAGCACGUAGUAUUUUGAACGGCAUGGCGUGAAAUAAACCCAUCGUGACUAUCGCAGCCAUCUUUCCUCCACUACCCCUCGGCCUCCUUGCCCCGCAAAACUGCCAUGUCCUCCUCAUCCGCGGACGCCCUGGAAGCGCGUAUACCAGGCGCUUUUCCUGAACCAGCAGACGGGACGACGCAAGUUUCAACCCCUCAGUCUCUGGCCCAGCGGUUGUUCGAACGCCGUGCUGAGUACACUCGCCCGCGCGCUAUUCGCAUCAAGGUUGGAACGUGGAAUGUAGGUGGACUGAAGGACACCGACAAGGACCUUGCGACCUGGUUUGUGAAUAGCGAGGUACACCAACCUUCAACAUCUGCAACAGCUGGUGAUACGGAUGAUCCAGAGGACGACAGCCAAGCGCUCGUGCGUGACGGACAGGUCGGCAUCUACGCGCUGGGUCUGCAGGAAAUAGUCGACGUCUCUUCUGCCGCGGAGGCAUUGCGUCCGUAUGCCGAUCCCACUGUACCCAACCGGUGGAAGAACUCUAUGCAGAGCGCUCUACCGCCAGGCUAUCAGCUUAUUGCAGAGCAGCAGCUGGUUGGUCUGCUCCUCCUGAUAUAUGCCGCGCCCGCCGCCGUCCCCCACAUCAAGUCAGUUAGCACUACGAGCGUAGGGACCGGCUUGAUGGGCUACAUGGGUAAUAAGGGCGCUGUUGCCGCGCGAAUUGUACUCGGGGAGACCACGCGUCUUGUCUUCAUCAAUUCUCACCUAGCUGCUGGUGCCGAUAAGGCUGCGUUGGAUCGAAGAAACUGGGAUGCUUCGCAAAUUGUCAGCCGCAUCAGGUUCAGUCCCAUUCCGGAUGCUACGGGGUCAUCCCAGGGAACGAGUGAAGGCAUGGGCGAUGAAGACGUAGCCUUUUGGUUUGGUGAUCUGAACUAUCGGCUCGAAGGUAUUCCCGGAGAGGACGUUCGUCGGCUACUCUCGAUUCACACCCGCACACUCGGUCUUGACGCAGAGGUAGAGACGGCCAGCCAUGCCUCUUCAGAUGCAUCAUUAUCCACCGCCUCGAGGGCAGCUUCCUCAGAAGAAUUUUCGGAAAAUGACAUCGAGAUACCCCCAGAAUUGGAUCCCGCGUCUCUUCAGACAACUCUCUCGUCGCUACUGUCGCACGACGAGCUUCAUCAGUCGCAGAAGGCGGGGAAAGCAUUUCAUGACGGUUGGGAGGAGCCUCCAAUCCGCUUCCUCCCAUCGUACAAGUAUGACGUUGGCAAGGUUGGCGUCUUCGACUCCAGUGACAAGCGUCGCGGGCCGAGUUGGUGCGAUCGCAUUCUCUACCGCACGAAGGCGUCCAAGGACCAAUAUGAUGCGAGGGCCCGCGAGCGCGAAGAGGCGAGACGACGGGACGAGGAGCUGAAAGCCAGAGGCGUGGACCGUGCUGGCGAGGAUGAGGAGGAGGUGCUAUAUGACUACGACCCGGCCGCCGAUGGAGAUGGGGAUGCCACCCCGGACGAUUUCGAGUCUGGUCAUGAAUCGGAGCCAGAACCGACAGUUGGGAGCGAGGGCUAUGAUAGGCGCCUCAUCGUCGAACGAUAUGGUACUCAUCUGGAUAUCGUUUCUUCUGAUCACAAGCCACUGGACGCUGUAUUCUUGCUCACAUUCGAUGCUGUAGUUCCGCCACUCAAAGCUGCCGUUCGUCAAGACGUCGCGAAGGAGCUCGACCGGCUAGAGAACGAACAAAGGCCGUCCGUCACCGUCGUGGUGGAGCGGUCAUCGAUGGCUGUGGCCCAGGAUGAAUUCGCGGGCGCUGAUUUCGGGGAUGUUUGUUACUUGAAGCCGUCCCGCCGACAUGUCACUAUUGCAAAUACUGGCAGAGUGCCGGCGACCAUCUGGAUGACGGGAAAUACACCUACCUGGCUGACAGUUCGAUUCGACAAGCCGGCAGAUGAUGCUCUCAAGGGCAACAAUCACGGUCCUAGCGCACGGUAUACGGUGGAGCCCGGUGAAGCAUGCAGUGUCGAGCUCGAAGUUCAUGUGGCUGCAAUGGAAACUGUGCGACUUUUGAACAAGGGCAAAAUGUCCCUGGACGAUGUUUUGGUUUUGCACGUCGCAGGUGGACGUGACUACUUCCUGGCCGUCCGUGGUCGAUGGCUGCCGUCUUCAUUCGGACGCUCCAUCGAUGCGUUGGUUAGGGUGCCCCCAGGCGGCAUCCGCAAGCGCCAACCCCGGCCCACAGUGCUAGAAGAGGCGGUCAUGUGGUCGGUCCCGCGCGAGAUCUUCCGACUGUGUGAGGCCAUUGAACAGUUGGUUGAGCGAACCCUUGCCGAGUGGGCUAUGACUGCCCGCGAGCCUGAACGCGCUCCAUGGUACAACAACGCUGGAUGGCCGUUUGUCAAGGACCCGAGAUAUUUUGCCAAUAAUGCUCACGAGGAAGAGCUCAUGCUAAUAUGCGAAGCCCUCGAUUGCGGAACCUGUUUUAACUCGGCCUUUGAGCCCAAUACGACGCCCAUGCAGAAGCUCGAGUUGCUUUCAGAGGUGUUAUUGCGCUUCUUGAAGAGUCUGGAGGAUGGCGUGGUCACGGAGGCGAUGUGGAGGACCCUAGAUGACGGGUUUGCCACCAGGACCAAAUCGCGGAGAUCAUCAGAUGAUGAGAAGAUGUGGGCGCUCGAGGUGUUAUCUUCGGCACCACACCACAGUGCUUCAUUCCUCAUGCUCAUGACAACGCUGGACCGCGUCGCUUCCGAGAUUUGUAACGCUGCAACUCAAAAGCAGAACGCAACACUGUCAAAUAUAGAGCUUCCACGGUCUCCCCAGGUCUCUGUGCGGAGGGGAACACUGAGCAAAGCUCCGGAGAUUGCGACACGUCAACUCAUCGCCCUUAAUUACGCUACUGUGUUCGCGGAUGCAAUCUUCAGGUUGCCGCAGAUGGAGCGCCCUGGGGACCGGGAAAAUGCUGCCCGGAAAGACAGAGUCAUAGACAUGAUGCAGCUGUUUCUGAUAGACGGUCAUUGACUUAUACGGCGCCAACCGUUCAGGGCCAUGAUUAGCACUAACGAUGACUUGUGAGUUUGCCUGGCGAAAACAGGAAGGCUCUGGGCCCAGUUUAAAUGUGGGCUGCCUAUGUAACGAUGAGGGAGGUGAGUGAAGUAACAGGGACCACCACCACCCAUACAUCACUUCCAAGAGAUCUGGAAAACAUGGUUACCGUUUUGAAUGAACCUGAAAAUGCCUACCUUCAUAUCGCUUUCGUAGCCCGUGUAGCCCAUGACACCGACACGGCUGUACACGGAUGCAUCAAGCCUGUACAGUUUAUGCCCGUACUCUGUCUGACCUUAGUGCAUAGGACACUACAAUCGCCAGGUUAGACGCAAGAAUAGCGCGCA